Messenger RNA from Arabis nemorensis, 1281 nucleotides. Lineage: Eukaryota; Viridiplantae; Streptophyta; Magnoliopsida; Brassicales; Brassicaceae. The record is from the annotation of a GenBank genome assembly.
AUGGAGGAAGCAGACGCGUAUACACCACAGAUUGCAAGUGUGAAACAUCAGUGUGUGUUUGAGAAAGGUAGUGUGUUCGGAAAAUCUGUUUUCGGUUCUCAUGGAGGUAGUGUUGGACCCCUGGAUACUGCUGGUUCGAGAACGAAACCAGUUACUUUCGACGAUGAUGACGCUUUAGUUCGUGAGGUUGAGAAGGUUGAAGAGAGUCUUAGGAGUGGAUGUUCUACUGGUUUUGACACAGAUAAGGUUUUUACCGAAGGGAUUGUUGCGACAGACAGCGACGAGGAUGUUCCAGCUGACUUUGGGGAUGAGUUGUCUGUCGAGUUUGAUGAUGUGAGACCUAUGGACUAUGACACAGAGUUUUGCUGUCCCCUGAUUGAUGAUCUCUAUGGUGGUUCUAAUGCGGCUGAAGUGAUUACAACAACAUUGGAUGACAAUAGACCAGGUGGAAGUCGGCCAUCAACGGUGUUUUGUAGUUUGAAUGAUGAUUUUGAUCACUUUGUUGUUUCAAAUCAUGAUGUCCCUGGUAGUAGUGGACAUAGUGGGAUGGACAGAAAACCUAUAAAGAAUAUGAACCAUUCGUGGUCACAGCCACCCACUACCAUCCAUAAUGGGAACCCUGGUGGACGACAUAACGUGGAUAGUUUGGUGAAUCCAAAGUGUGAUGCAACUGAUCACGAUAUGCCCCACCAUGUUACCCGCAUGGUCUUGUUUCCACCACAUGGGAAAGGCAGCUGGUCGGGAAAAGAAAAAAAGAAUUCCAUCCAUCGGAGAAGUGCCUGUACUGGACCAACUUCCCUUUAUUUAAUGCUGAAGGUCCGUAAGAAACUUUUUUUGUGUUUUGAUCUACAACUAUUGUACAAAAACACCAAACAUGGGGCUCGAUUACCUCCAUCAGUGCUCACUAAAGUCGCAUCUUGCCUUGCUAAAGAAGGUGUAGAAGCUUUAACCAAUCUUCUAGUUUGUUCUCCUGCUGGUGUAGCUGCUGUCCUUCACCCCGAAACACUCCAUGUCGUCCGCCUUGACAAAUGUCGAUGUUUCCCUUGGUGGGCGGAUCCAAUUUCUUGGUGGUACCACUUUUACCAGAAGUGCCUCCGUGCCAAAAAUCCAUAUGCCCUUUAUGUUGAUUGCUUGAGGCUUGCUUUCAAUGUUGGUGAGAUUCAGGCGCCUCUCUACAUUCUCAACGAUAUCAAAGACAUCUACCCUAUGGCGAAGUUAACCUUUAUUAUUCUGUCGUCGUGUGCCGGCCAAGAUUGUGAGCAAGUGUACCAAGAUAUCUGA